UGGACAAGCUUCGCCCCAUUCCUGGAGUUGUCUUCCUCCGGGGGCUGAGGAGGGAGAGGAAGGUUGGCGGGCGUUGCUUUGGAACGAUGGUCAUGGAACUUUGUGGCCCUAGCCUGCGCGAUCUAGCGAUGAAAGGGCCACUGAGCGAGGAGGAGGUAGCCGAGAUCGUUAAGAAGCUGGCGGAGACACUCCAGGGCGUCCACUCGAGUGGUGUUGUCCAUCGCGAUCUCAAGCUGGAGAACGUUUUCACCGAGCUGCAAGAUGCAAGCACGAUCAGGCCGGUGAUUGGGGACUUUGGAGUGGCGACCGACGAUGCCAGAGAGAUGAGCCAGAGCUGCGGGACUGAGAAGUACAUGGCUCCCGAGCUUAUCUUUGUCGAGAGAUAUGGGCUGUCUUACACCAAGGCGGUGGAUGUUUGGGGGCUUGGAGUGAUCGCAUACGAACUCCUCAAGGGCUACAAGCGAUCGAACCUGGAGAUGCAUUUGCUGCGCGAGGGGGAGUUCCAGUGGCCUGCCAAUCUGUCGCCAGAGGCAAAAAAUCUGAUCAUGGGCAUGCUGGAUUUGGAUCCCAGGAAGCGAUUGACACUAGAUCGAGUGAUCAAUCAUCCUUGGAUUCUAGAGAACUGUAGCACCACACGGGCUACUCCUGCCAAUAUCACAACUUGUUGUGGAAGGAAGAGAUUCACUCCACAACAACACUCUAGCCAUCCAGCUGUGAAGAAACUCAGGGUGGCUUAGCCAACACUUCCAAGCCAA
Messenger RNA from Selaginella moellendorffii, 755 nucleotides. Its product is annotated as calcium/calmodulin-dependent protein kinase type 1. The record is from RefSeq and is a predicted model, not a curated record. Gene Ontology annotation, molecular function: protein kinase activity; ATP binding. Gene Ontology annotation, biological process: mitotic spindle organization; protein phosphorylation; regulation of cytokinesis. NCBI's taxonomy places the organism in Eukaryota, Viridiplantae, Streptophyta, Lycopodiopsida, Selaginellales, Selaginellaceae. The transcript has a single exon. Bases 87 to 737 code for a protein of 216 amino acids. Gene Ontology annotation, cellular component: chromosome passenger complex; spindle microtubule; spindle midzone.